GCUGUUUCCAAAGGAAAUUUCUCUGCGUAGUGUUUACGUUUUUUAACUUAUAUGAGCUCGUUAUCACCAAGCGUCUUCAACUGCUGCUUCAACUUCCGAUUGACGCUGCGGGCUGUGCACCACAUGUUUUUCUGCCGGCACUUUUCCGCCGGUUUUUCUGAACAAGUAUGCAACUGCGAAGCCGCGUCUCUUUCAAGUUGCUCGGCCAUUUUUGAAGUGUUGCUGACGUGACUGCGUGCGUGUCGCUGGCGCCCGCACGCAGCAGAUUGCCGGCAGUAUCAGCGACUAAAAACAGUGACGUGAUGCCAAUGGUGAGGCAAAAUAUCGUACGACAAAAAUGCACAGCUAGACGCGUUAGCGUGCUGCAACUGCUUCAGCAAAAUUGCGCUGUUUCGGCAUUUGCUUUUGAAGUCGGAGCCACGCAAUUCAAGACAUGAUGAAACAAUUUCCUUGGACCUCGGCCGCGACGAAAGGACUGAUCUUGUUUUUUCGGGACCAUGAGAACUUGUACAAUCCGGAACACAAAUUGUACAAAAACCGAAUGCUUCGUGACAAGCAUUUGAACGCUAUUUCUGCGAUCAUUGGUUGCACGCCCGAGGAAGCGAAAGCGCGGUUUCGAAACCUGCGAACGUACUUCUUCCGGGAGAACCAUAAGGUAACAGCUUCGAAGUCUUCCGAAGCUGGUAGCUCCUGCGGAGAGCCUUACUGCUCCCAGUGGGAGUUUUUCGAUGACCUGACGUUCCUGCGCAGUUGCCACCACCCUCGAAGUAACACCGACGCCACUGGGCCCGGUGGCACUGCUCAAGGAAGCGACGAGACUGAUCUCAUAAUGGCGAACGACGAAGCCUGUAGUAACGACGCUGACGCUGACGCCGUUGCCGUUGAAAUUGGCGAUAGCGGGGGAGAGUCCGGAGUUCCGCCGGAAGGCGACGCGUACGGCGGCGAGGGUGCGAACGCCGCAGAAGUUUUAGCCGUACUCUCGCAGGAGCCGCCCCUGAAAAAAUGGCGGAGGCAGUUCGAGGUGGCGGAGAACUUCAGAAGAGAGGAACCUCAGCAAUCGGUGCCGCCCAGUCGGCAGGACUCGACCAGUGAUAGCUCCAAGGACGAGAAUUACUACUUCGCCAUGAUGAUUGCUCAGGAGCUUCGUCUCCUGGAGCCGAUGAAGAGGGACAUGCUGAAACUCAGGUUGUUUGAGGCGGUGCUGCAGGCAAAGCAUAAUGUCAUGUUUGAGCGGCCAGCUUCUUCUGCCUUAAACCCACACGGCUGAUCGGUGCUGGGGGCCAUAAUAUUGGUCGUCACGCUGUUUAUGCGAUGCGCUCUUUUGUUGGGCCACUUUUCAUAGAAAGGAUGUUUGUACAUGGUUUCGUUUUCCCCCUUACUUUUGUAUAGUACAGAUAGACAUGAAGCUGCUGGUUGUACUUCAGCAUAAACAUUUUGUCAGCACUGCUUCAGUGCUGAGGCCACUAUGUGUUUGACUUUCCUUGAACAGUAGAACCCAGCUGAUACGUUUUUCGCGGGUCCGUGAAAAUAAAUCGUAAGAGCCGGGAAACGGGAAAAAAAUGAGAAAUUAGAGUUGUGAUGUGAAGCACACAAUUUUAUAUCAAACCUUUCGCUUGAAGAAAUCGUGCAGCGUCGCCUGGCGCAUUUUCUCACGCCCAUCAGUACAAGGCAUCUGUCAAGCACCUGCAGUGCCAUGUGGCUUUUAGCCUCGUCACUGCGCGCAAAUCUCCGCAACAAAUCCAGCGCUGUUACAGCCGACGAAGCUGCUGGCUCCGCCAAUGCGUAGGAGGCGCUGGCUCCGCAAACAGGAUGACUCCGGGCUACAAGCGCUAAUCUCGAAGUCCGUACUUUUGUUAAAUAGAUCAAAACCAAUUUUUAGCACUCAUGCAUGUCAUAGACAUGCAUUGUUCAGAUGAAAAAUACAGAUCUCGGAGGUCGCGUUUCUGGUGGCGGAACAUAAAUAUUCAUCAUAGUUGUCGCUCUCACUGCUACUGGCGGCCAAUUCGAUCGUCAAGCCACCAAGCGUACCAAGCCAAGCCAUGUGAAAAGUCAACGUGGCCGCCUGGGCCGUCUUGGAGGGCCGGUUCGCAACGUACAAUGCGGGAACGGUUCCACACUCGCGACGUUACAGCGAGGUUCCCAAUGCAUGGGAUCCUACGGGAGCUAUGCCGGGGCCAGCCGAAAAUGACGUAACAGCCAGGAAAACGCAGUACCCGGGAACGUAACAGCGGGGCUCUGUAUACAUGUAUACAUGUGCCUCCGAACUCCCUCUAUAAGCAGGUACCA
Rhipicephalus sanguineus (brown dog tick) is the source of this 2286-nucleotide messenger RNA. RefSeq lists its product as uncharacterized. The transcript is spliced from 3 exons. Lineage: Eukaryota; Metazoa; Arthropoda; Arachnida; Ixodida; Ixodidae. The record is from RefSeq and is a predicted model, not a curated record. Bases 434 to 1267 code for a protein of 277 amino acids.